AUGCCUAGCUUGAAGCGCCCGGCUUCCGCACUCCCGCCAACGAGCAUGAAACGGCCUUCGGGAUCAAUCAAGGAUGUUGUGAGUGAGCUGCAGAAUGGCAUGCAGGAGGAAGAUGAAAACGAGCAGGUGGAAGUCAGGGACAAGCAGAAGGCGCAAAAGUUUCACAAGAUGCUUUCUUCUGGGUCACUCCCAGAUCACAUAGUCCACAUGUACCAGGUUGAAAGCAAGAAGUCAAAGGAAGGAGCACGUGCGUACCAGACAAAGCUCAUCAACCAGCUCUUCUCCAAGACCAGCGAUGGAACAUACCGUUUGAUGACCGACAAACAUGAGUUCCAGGAAUAUCGCCAGGUGUUCCAAAGAACAGUGGCCAAGGACACAACGGAGGCAAUCCCUCGCACCUUGAUGUUGGCCAAGAAUUUCCAUGGCAACGAAGUUUUGCUGAAAAAGGCCAUUGACAACGGGGAAGUGGUUGCAAAGACUGACACUGAUUCGAACAUUGAGUACUUGCAGUUCCGGAAGUUGAAAAAGGAAAUCGCCCGGGGCAAUGAGGAGGGUGAGCGUGUGGAGGGCACCAAAAAAGUGUCAAAGGAGCAGGCCCAUGCAAUGGCCGAUGUGAUGAGCAAGCUCAAGUGGAAAUUCCAGUUGACGAAGGCUUCUGCUGGGUCGGGUCAGGAUCCUAAAGCCGAUGAGAAGCUCAUGAAUGAGAACGGGGGCAUUCCUCAAAACAUCAAAAAAUUGGCAACGAAGGCCAAAGACGCUUGCGAGCGUCUUCUCAGGGACGGGUCCAAACUGAUUGCACAGGCAGAUCUUCAGGGCUUGGUCAAGGAGGGGUACAAGACUUUGAGCACCCACAUCCAGAACCUCAACAACUUUCUGAUGUUUGAUGACCUCCCCUCGGAUGCUUCUGUGAACAAAGCGAGCCUGGAAAACUUUAUCGGCCACAUUGCUCAGGAUGUGGAGAAAUUUAACGGUGAGAUUCAGGCGGCCAAGGCUCGUGCCAAGGCCAAAUCCUAA
Molecule: messenger RNA, 1014 nt
Organism: Cladocopium goreaui
Lineage: Eukaryota; Dinophyceae; Suessiales; Symbiodiniaceae
Source: the annotation of a GenBank genome assembly